CAGCUUCAUCACACAUUACAACUCAAACCUCAUCUUCUGGACUGAUAUUAAUAUAAAAAUACAACAAAAAUGGGCGUCUUCUUCUCUAACCUUCUCUCGCGUCUCUUUGAGAAAAAAGCGAUGAGGUUACUUAUGGUUGGUCUGGAUGCAGCAGGAAAAACAACAGUCCUCUACAAACUCAAACUUGGUGAAGUUGUCACAACUAUUCCGACUCUAGGUUUUAAUGUUGAAACAGUUGAAUAUAAAAACAUCUCAUUCACCGUUUGGGAUGUCGGCGGUCAGGACGUUAUCAGACGCCUCUGGAGACAUUACUAUCAGAACACUAAGGGUCUGAUCUUUGUGGUGGACAGCAGUGAUCGUGACCGGAUUGAAACAGCAGCAGAGGAACUAAAGGCGAUGCUGGCGGAGGACGAGAUGAGAGACGCGGUUCUGUUAGUUCUUGCUAACAAACAGGAUUUACCCAAAGCCAUGCCGGUCCCCGAGCUGACAGACAAACUGGGUUUACACACACUGAGAGGACGACAGUGGUUUGUUCAGGCCACAUGUGCGGUUCAAGGGUCAGGUUUAUAUGAAGGACUGGAUUGGCUCUCGGAUCAACUGUCCAGACGACCGUGAUGCUGGAACUUUACUUUGGGGUUUUUGUGGCCUGAUACUUCAACACUAACACAUCCAGUGAUUGAAUGUAACAGCCUCCAGCUGUUUAUUAUCUGAAAUGCAUUUUUGAUUUAUUAAUUGUUAAAUUAUAAAAGGCACAUUCUAUCAGUUCUAUGAGGUUACUUCUGAAAACAUGUUUUAACACACUGAAAGAAACAAACUUUGAAUGACUUCUGUUUAUGUGUUUGGUUUUAUCUGGCUUUUGAAAGAAUAAGCUGAUGUCUGCCUGAGAAUUAUAUAUGUAUAUAUGUAUGUGUGUGUGUGUGUGUGUGUGUGUGUGUGUGUGUGCGUGUGUGUGUUUCCUACCAAAUAUCUCCAAUAAAUAAUUUAUUUAUUUACAUA
Molecule: messenger RNA, 996 nt
Organism: Carassius gibelio (silver crucian carp)
Lineage: Eukaryota; Metazoa; Chordata; Actinopteri; Cypriniformes; Cyprinidae
Product: ADP-ribosylation factor 4-like
Exons: 5
Coding region: 70-615 (181 amino acids)
Biological process (GO): intracellular protein transport; vesicle-mediated transport
Cellular component (GO): cytoplasm; plasma membrane
Molecular function (GO): GTP binding; GTPase activity
Source: RefSeq, a predicted model, not a curated record